AAUUCAUUAGAAGCUCCAUCUCCAAUAUCAUCACAUUAUAACAAAAAAAUGCCAAAGGUAUAUCCUCAUCAAGAAUCCACAAGACAGUGUCUUAAUAAAAGAGAAACAUAUACUGUAUGGAUGAAAUCACUUGUUCUACACUCUAAUGGUUGUACUGUCUAUAAUUCGAACGGUAAAAUCGUUUAUCGAGUUGAUAACUAUGACAGAAAAGGUAGCAGAGAAGUUAAUCUAAUGGAUCUACAAGGUAAUCUUCUUUGUACCAUCAAAAAGAGAUUAUUAGCUUUUGGAAGUUGGAAAGGACACAAAUAUUGCAGAAAUUCUAAUAGUAGAAGCCAAGAGCAACAACCAUGGUUUGAAGUUAAAAGAUGUAAUAAGAUUAUCACAGGGAAAAUAGCUUGCCAUAUUAAAAUGGGGUCCCAAAAAUUGUGCAUAGAAAGAAUGAGUAUUGGAAAAUCACUUGCUUUUCGGAUAGUAAACAAAUUAAACGGAGAAAUCAUUGCAGAGGCAAAGCAAAAACAAUCAUCUACAGGAGUUGUUUUGAGUAAUGAUGUUCUAACUUUGAAUUUGGCAGCUGGAACAGAUCAUUCACUUAUAAUGGCUUUGAUUACAGUCUAUGGAUUGAUAUGUGGUUUAAUGUAGAUAUUUUAUACUAUGCACAGUUUAAUUCAUUUGGAGAACUAAUUUGAUUACACAAAAUUUUCGCUUUGUACACGGUUUCAAUCGUUACUGUCUUGUAAAUUUUGUAAAGUUUUGUAGUUAGUACUGUUUGGCUCAGUUUGUUUAUGUAAAGAUGAUAUGAGCAACAACAGGAUCUUUGUUUUUUAACUGAGCUUCAUCAGGAUUAUGUAUAA
Trifolium pratense (red clover) is the source of this 851-nucleotide messenger RNA. RefSeq names its product protein LURP-one-related 4-like. The record is from RefSeq and is a predicted model, not a curated record. NCBI's taxonomy places the organism in Eukaryota, Viridiplantae, Streptophyta, Magnoliopsida, Fabales, Fabaceae. Bases 49 to 639 code for a protein of 196 amino acids. The transcript has a single exon.